Molecule: messenger RNA, 3481 nt
Organism: Neodiprion fabricii
Lineage: Eukaryota; Metazoa; Arthropoda; Insecta; Hymenoptera; Diprionidae
Gene: Cul5
Product: cullin-5
Exons: 11
Coding region: 64-2433 (789 amino acids)
Biological process (GO): protein ubiquitination; SCF-dependent proteasomal ubiquitin-dependent protein catabolic process
Cellular component (GO): Cul5-RING ubiquitin ligase complex; SCF ubiquitin ligase complex
Molecular function (GO): ubiquitin protein ligase binding
Source: RefSeq, a predicted model, not a curated record
CUAUCUCAGGCUCCUCGCUGCAGCUGGCUUUGAAGAAAAUGGGGGAAAGCAACUAGUUAUAACAUGUCAAAAACUAGUAUGGCGGCGAUGUUAAAGGACCGGAAUCAGUUUAGCUUCGCAGGAAAAUGGCCAUGCAUGCGCCCGGUAAUAUUGAAAUUACUGAAACAAGAAGCUGUUACACAAGGGGAAUGGCAGGAUCUAUUUUAUUCAGUUCACUUGGUCUGUCUAUGGGACGACAAAGGUCCUCCCAAAUUAAGGGACACUCUCAAAGUGGACAUAAUGGAUUUCAUACAACAAGCACAGCAGAGAGUAUUGGCGCAUCAGGAAGAGCAGGCGUUGCUUAAAGCCUACAUAACUGAGUGGCGCAAAUUUUUUACCCAAUGUAAUUAUUUGCCAACACCGUUUAGGCAACUGGAGACUUCGCUUGCUGGAAAGACUAGUACACAGAAAAGGAAUCAAGCGGAGGAAAGUAUAGUUAGAAAGUUGAUGCUGGACAGUUGGAACCAGAGUAUAUUUGGAGACAUAAAACAAAGGCUACAGGAUUCAGCCAUGAAGCUGGUGCGGGCGGAAAGAAAUGGGGAGGCGUUUGAUUCGCAGUUGGUCAUUGGUGUUAGAGAAUCUUAUGUUAAUCUGUGUUCAAAUACAAUGGACAAGCUGCAAAUAUACAGAGAUAAUUUUGAGGCAUCCUACAUAAAAGCCACGGAAGAAUUUUACAAAAUAAAAGCUCCUGAGCAACUUUCUCUGCAUGGAGUAGAGACUUACAUGCGAUAUGCAGAGGUAAAGUUGAGAGAAGAAGAAUUGAGAGCUCAAAAAUAUUUGGAGCCAAAUAGUGCAAGUGUACAGUUGUUGACGGAUUGCUGUGUUUCUGUACUUGUCGCUACCUUCAAGUCAGCCAUUCUUGCCGAAUGUCCUCGCAUGAUUCAGCAUCAUGAAACAGAAAAGCUCAGACUCAUGCUCAAGUUGAUGGAUCGCGUACCAGAUGGAGUGAGUCCAAUGUUAAAAGACCUGGAAGAUCACAUAGCGAGUGCCGGUCUUGCCGAUAUGAUGGCAGCAGUCGAUGUGAUAACCCAAGACUCUGAGAAAUAUGUAGAAAGAUUGUUGGAUCUCUUUAGACGAUUUUCUACUCUGGUUAAGGAGGCUUUUGACGACGAUCCGCGAUUCCUCACAGCCAGAGACAAGGCAUAUAAAUUAGUUGUCAAUGAUUCAACUGUAUUCAGACUUGAAUUGCCUGUUAGACAAGGUACUGGUGUAACUGCUCCAGUCGUCCCAACUAAACCUGUAAACAGCAAUAAUGGACAGCCAGAAUCCAAGUGUCCUGAACUACUGGCAAAUUACUGCGAUAUGUUGCUCAGAAAAACACCGUUAAGUAAGAAACUUACUUCGGAUGAAAUCGAGAGCAAACUUCGGGACGUGCUGCUCGUGCUAAAGUACGUUCAAAACAAAGACGUAUUCAUGAGAUACCAUAAGGCUCACCUCACUCGGAGAUUGAUUCUGGAUACUUCAGCAGAUUCUGAGAAGGAAGAAAAUAUGGUGGAGUGGUUACGAGAAGUCGGCAUGCCUGCGGACUAUGUAAAUAAAUUAGCACGCAUGUUCCAAGACGUUAAAAUUUCCCAAGAUCUCAAUCAACAAUUCAAAGAACAGUGCCGCGCUACCAUUGCCGACAGCAUUAAUAUAAAGAUAUUGAAUGCUGGCGCAUGGGCAAGAGGCAGCGAGCGUGUAACUGUCAGUUUACCCCUUCAAUUAGAAGAUUACAUCCCCGAAGUUGAAGAGUUUUACAAAAAGAAGCACAGUGGCCGUAAACUGCAAUGGUAUCAUCACAUGUCAAAUGGAACGAUAACGUUUUGCAAUAAAAUGGGGCGAUUUGAUGUUGACGUGACAACAUUUCAAAUGGCUGUUCUAUUUGCUUGGAAUCAACGACCUUUCGAAAAGAUUUCAUACGAAAAUCUUCGAUUAGCAACCGAGUUACCAGAUACAGAAUUAAGGCGUACACUGUGGUCAUUGUGCGCUUUUCCUAAACUUAGACGUCAACUCCUUCUAGUCGAACCUAGCACUUACAGCCCGAAAGAAUUCGCGCAUGACACUCGUUUCUGGGUGAAUCACGAAUUUGCUAUUGUAAAAAAUGGGAAGUUGCAGAAGAGGGGGAAGAUCAAUUUGAUUGGUCGGUUACAACUGUCAACCGAACGAAGCAAAGAAGAGGACAACCAAUCUAUCGUACAGCUAAGGAUAUUGCGAGUACAGGAAGCUAUCAUUAAAAUUUUGAAAAUGCGAAAGACGAUAAAUAACGCCCAAUUGCAGACGGAAUUGGUCGAUAUAUUGAAAAAUAUGUUCCUGCCGAGUAAAAAGAUGAUCAAAGAACAAAUUGAGUGGCUAAUAGAGCACAAAUACAUUCGGAGGCAUGAGGAUGACAUCAAUACUUUUGUUUACAUGGCGUAACCAAUAACCAACACAUGUGCAAACAGAAUUUUUUAAGUAUUCAGUACUAUAUUUUUAUAUAAAGUUCAGUUUUCCUCGGUUAGAUGUGUAUGCUGACGAAUAUAACCAUGAGAUAUGACUAUGGUCCGUGUAUCUGGAAGUAAAUAAUCAACUGAUUAGGAAAGAGUCACAUACCAUAGCAGUCCAGUUAACGUAUCGUAGAAUCAAAUUAAACACUGUAAUGUAUCUAGUGGUAUAAUCGUUGCAUACGUAUCAGAUUUAGGUAAGCGUCAAGUCAACGAAUGAAUUUUUUUCUUUUUCCCCGUUUGACUUCGUCAACGUAUCGACAGCACUAGUAAUUACUUAUACAGAACGGAGGUUGACGGUAAUCUCAGUUUUACUGUUUAAACUAAAAUAUUCGGACUAAUUUCUAAGAACUGUUUGUUCUACGAUCGACCGGGCUAUUAUAUUUGUAUAGUGUAUAUAAGGACAUUAUAUUUGCUAGCCGGUUAAAGUCUCAGCGACGAACGUAUUGUUGUCAAAUCCGAGUAUCCACCUAUUUUUUCUCCUAUUUUCAUAUCUAAGUAUAGGUAUGUAUAUUGUCAGCGACAUAAUGACGUACAACGCUAUCCAAGUUCCACCGAUUUUUAUUUCUUUUUUUUCUUUUUUUUUACUGGAAGGUGGAAUAUGAAAUACGAUGUUAAUGGUAUUUUAGAGAAAAUCUUUGAGUUUUAUGCGUGUAAACUAGUGACGAAGAAAAAAUGUAUUCUACGUAAGCUGCAUCGAUUCAAAUCUGCAUAUUGUAUAAAGCCUCGGUAAUAUUUUAAAAAAUUGUACCAGAUUGUAAAAUAUAGAACUUGUGAUUCCCCAUGAAUUGGAAGCGAAAAAAAAUGGCAUUUUUCAAGACAAACUUGUGGCAUGUAUAACGUGGUAAAUGAUAUUACAUUUACCAAAUCUUUACUCAUUGAGCAUACUAUUGUUUGACAUAUCAAAUGAAAAUAAAAAUUGCAAUUCAUGAUAAUAAAGAAAGUCCUACUUCCGUUUGAAUAAUAAAUCGCUUCAAAACAUA